CAGCAGCAGCAGCAGCAGCAGCGGGGACGGGUGGAGGAGGGCCUGGGAGGUCGGGAAGAUGCCCACUGCGGUGAUGGCGGAAAACUCGCUGGGAUUCAGCAAACUGCUGGAGCAGUGUGAGAUUCAGGAGCUGGAGGCUCCCGGUGGUAUAGCAACACCACAAGUUUAUGGUCAACUGCUUGCUUUAUAUCUCCUACAUAACGAUAUGAAUACUGCACGGUAUCUCUGGAAGAGAAUACCUCAAGCCAUCAAAACUGCUAAUCCUGAGCUUGGUGCAAUUUGGUCUGUGGGGCAGCGUAUCUGGCAAAGAGAUUUUCCUGGCAUUUACACUGUGAUAAGCUCUCAUCAAUGGUCUGACACCAUCCAGCCCAUCAUGGAGGAAUUGAGAGAUGCUACAAGACGACGUGCCUUUGGUCUCGUUGCCCAAGCAUACACAUCAAUUAGUGCUGAUGAUCUUGCUGCUUUUGUGGGACUUCCUGUAGAAGAUGCUGUUAAAGCUGUUUUAGAACAGGGGUGGCAGGCAGAUCCAUCCACACGAAUGGUUGUACCCAAAAAGGCAGAACCUCCCCCAGUACCACAGAUUCCUAAUGAACAACAGUUGGCCAGACUGACUGACUACGUGGCCUUCCUUGAGAACUGACAAACUACCACUAUCGUGUGUGUGUGUGUGUGUAAGAGAGAGAGAUGAACUCAGGCUGUCAGUUUCUUGUUUCGUGAAUGACAAAGACCAGUGGAAUUUUGCUUAUAGUAACCUUGUCGAAAAGGAGACUCUUGAAGUUGCUUUUGAAUGUUCUUGUAAAUAUCAAUGUCACCAAAUUAAAAAAAAACCCUCUCUAGGGAUAUCUAGCA
This is a messenger RNA of Stegostoma tigrinum, 849 nucleotides long. RefSeq names its product COP9 signalosome subunit 8 (gene cops8). Gene Ontology annotation, biological process: COP9 signalosome assembly; protein deneddylation. Bases 59 to 640 code for a protein of 193 amino acids. The record is from RefSeq and is a predicted model, not a curated record. Lineage: Eukaryota; Metazoa; Chordata; Chondrichthyes; Orectolobiformes; Stegostomatidae. The transcript is spliced from 7 exons. Gene Ontology annotation, cellular component: COP9 signalosome.